Molecule: messenger RNA, 1748 nt
Organism: Capsella rubella
Lineage: Eukaryota; Viridiplantae; Streptophyta; Magnoliopsida; Brassicales; Brassicaceae
Product: endoglucanase 1
Exons: 8
Coding region: 81-1586 (501 amino acids)
Biological process (GO): carbohydrate metabolic process
Molecular function (GO): hydrolase activity, hydrolyzing O-glycosyl compounds
Source: RefSeq, a predicted model, not a curated record
CAGUAAGCAGUAAGCUUCUUCCUCUGCACACUGUGUUGUAUUGAUUGGUUAACCAGAGCUUUCUCACUCUCUCUAGGGAAAUGACUUUCCUGUUCUCUCCUUCGCGACUUAUCUUCCUUCUCUCUUUCUUCUUGCUUCUCUCCAAUGGUUUCUCGUCCUCGUCCUCUCGCCGUGGCAUCCACCGUCGUCACCACCUCGACAACCACAAUUACAAAGACGCUCUCUCCAAGUCCAUUCUCUUCUUUGAAGGUCAAAGAUCCGGAAAGCUUCCUCCAAACCAGAGGAUGACUUGGAGAAGUAACUCUGGUCUCUCUGAUGGCUCUGCUCUCAACGUGGAUUUGGUGGGAGGAUACUACGAUGCAGGGGACAAUAUGAAGUUUGGUUUCCCAAUGGCAUUCACAACCACAAUGCUCUCAUGGAGUUUAAUUGAGUUUGGUGGUCUCAUGAAAUCUGAGUUACCAAACGCUAAAGAGGCAGUUCGUUGGGCCACUGACUUUCUCCUCAAAGCCACUUCACAUCCUGAUACCAUUUAUGUUCAGGUUGGUGAUCCUAACAUGGACCAUGCUUGUUGGGAGAGACCAGAAGACAUGGAUACACCAAGAAGUGUGUUUAAAGUCGACAAGAACAAUCCUGGUUCUGACAUUGCCGGUGAAACUGCUGCCGCUCUUGCCGCCGCUUCCAUUGUUUUCAGGAAGUGCGACCCUUCUUACUCUAAUCUCCUCCUCCAACGAGCCAUUACGGUUUUUGCAUUUGCGGACAAAUACAGAGGACCCUACAGUGCAGGUCUAGCACCAGAAGUUUGUCCAUUCUACUGUUCUUACUCUGGAUAUCAGGAUGAGUUGUUAUGGGGAGCUGCUUGGUUACACAAAGCAACAAAUAAACCAACGUAUCUCAAUUACAUCAAAGCUAAUGGACAAAUCCUUGGAGCUGAUGAGUUUGAUAACAUGUUUAGCUGGGAUAAUAAGCACGUUGGUGCUAGAAUCCUUCUCUCCAAGGAGUUUCUGAUUCAGAAAGUGAAGUCACUUGAAGAAUACAAAGAGCAUGCUGAUAGUUUCAUUUGCUCUGUUUUACCAGGAGCCUCCUCUUCCCAAUACACUCCAGGUGGGCUAUUGUUCAAGUUGGGUGAGAGCAACAUGCAAUACGUGACGUCUACAUCCUUCUUGCUCUUAACCUAUGCUAAGUACUUAACCUCUGCUCGUACCGUCGCUUAUUGCGGUGGCUCCGUCGUCACCCCUGCCCGCCUCCGCUCCAUAGCCAAGAAACAGGUGGAUUAUGUACUUGGAGACAACCCGAUGAAGAUGUCAUACAUGGUUGGUUAUGGUCCGAAAUAUCCACGUCGGAUUCACCACCGUGGCUCAUCACUCCCCUCCGUUGCAGCCCACCCGAGCAAGAUCCAAUGCCACGACGGCUUCUCCAUGUAUACCUCUCAAUCUCCUAACCCUAACGACCUAGUCGGUGCAGUGGUUGGUGGUCCGGACCAUAACGACCAAUUCCCUGACGAAAGGUCCGACUACGGACGGUCCGAGCCAGCCACUUACAUUAACGCCCCGCUUGUUGGCGCUUUGGCUUAUCUUGCUCGCUCCUAAUUAGUCCAACUCUAAUCAAGAAUAAAUCAUAAUUAACUUUUGGUUUACAAUGUUAAUUAGUAGUAAGAUUUCCUACAAACGAAUGGCUGUUCGAUCCUACGAGGCCACGACUGAAUGAUGUUUUAGAAAAAUGAUGAUGUCUUUUCGAUGUGAUAUCAUUUU